Messenger RNA from Echinococcus granulosus, 1023 nucleotides. RefSeq names its product Iroquois-class homeodomain protein IRX-6. The coding region runs from base 1 to 1023 and encodes 340 amino acids. Gene Ontology annotation, cellular component: nucleus. The transcript is spliced from 3 exons. Gene Ontology annotation, molecular function: DNA-binding transcription factor activity, RNA polymerase II-specific; RNA polymerase II cis-regulatory region sequence-specific DNA binding. Gene Ontology annotation, biological process: regulation of transcription by RNA polymerase II; neuron differentiation; cell development. Lineage: Eukaryota; Metazoa; Platyhelminthes; Cestoda; Cyclophyllidea; Taeniidae. The record is from RefSeq and is a predicted model, not a curated record.
AUGGCUCAACCACUAGAAAACCCAAGUCCUAGUCAACGAUAUCCGCCUUGCGCAAUGGUGCCGCCUUUACCCCCACCCUUCGGAUUGGCUGCCGCACUGACAGGCCCGCGUUUGCCGCUGCCCCCACCGCCCCCACCACCGCCACUACCCCCUGGUGCCUGCGCUCCACAUCCGAUGCUGAUGCUACAGUGGAUGCGCUCCCUCCUUACCCAGCCACAACCACCACCCACAUCCUCUACCGUCGCUGCCGCUGUACCACCACCGCCACCACCAACAUCGGUGCAGCCGUUUUGCGCAGCGUCGGAGGCGGUGCAACUGGCUGGACUGCUGAGUGCAGCAAAGAACGGAGCUCCGCAGCAGGGGUCAGUGCCACCGCCUCCGCCACCGUCGCUCAACUCGUAUCAGCAAGAAACGGUAGAGUGGCAACACACUAAUCAGGAGGAAUCGGAACAGCUGAGGCGAUUUCGCCAUGCCCUCUGCACUGGCAGCCUAGAUCCACAGACGAUGAAAAUGUACCAGAGUUUCAGGUACUCCCUAAAGGUGAACAAUCACGGUACACCCCGACGUAAGAACACUACCCGAGAGACCACGGGUCUAUUGAAGGCUUGGCUGAACGAGCACCGAAAUAAUCCCUACCCCAACAAGAGUGAAAAAAUUAUGCUGGCAGUGAUCACAAAGAUGAGUCUCACCCAGGUUUCCACGUGGUUUGCCAACGCACGACGUCGGUUGAAGAAAGAGAACAAGGCGACGUGGAGUUUGGCGUUGGAUCAGCAAUUCCCAGACCUAGAUGAGGGCUUCCAUGGUCCCGCUGGGGAAGAAUUUCGGGAGUGUGAGGCAUACCCAACUCCCUCGCCUCCUCCACCUCCUCGGCUUCCUCUACCACCUUAUGAGGAAGAAGGGAGAGAGGAAGACAUGGAUGCAGUAGGGGUUGGAGAGGGGAUGAAGGGGACGACAGCGACGACGCCAGAGCCCAAACGGAGUGGAAAAAUUUGGUCUGUAGUCGAGAUGACGGAAGGGAGAUAG